AAGUUUUUCCUGGCGGAGUUUUGGCGGCGGCGGUCGGAGCGGGCCAUGGACGCGCUCAAGUCUGCGGGGCGGGCGCUGAUCCGGAGCCCCAGCCUCGCCAAGCAGAGCUGGGGGGGCGGCGGCCGGCACCGGAAGCUGCCUGAGAACUGGACAGACACUCGGGAGACACUGCUUGAGGGGAUGCUCUUCAGCCUCAAGUACCUGGGCAUGACGAUGGUGGAGCAGCCCAAGGGCGAGGAGCUGUCAGCCGCAGCCGUCAAGAGGAUUGUGGCCACGGCUAAGGCCAGCGGGAAGAAGCUGCAGAAGGUGACCCUGAAGGUGUCACCACGAGGAAUCAUCCUGACCGACAGCAUCACCAACCAGCUCAUUGAGAACGUGUCCAUUUACAGGAUCUCCUACUGCACAGCAGACAAGAUGCACGACAAGGUGUUUGCGUACAUUGCCCAGAGCCAGCACAGCGAGACUCUUGAGUGCCACGCCUUCCUCUGCACCAAGCGGAAGAUGGCCCAGGCUGUCACCCUCACAGUAGCCCAAGCCUUCAAAGUUGCCUUUGAGUUUUGGCAGGUAUCCAAGGAAGAGAAGGAGAAGAGGGAGAAAGCCAGCCAAGAGGGAGGGGACAUCCCAGGCGGGGCCCACCGUGACAGCACCCCUUCACUAAAGAGCCCGGUCGCCACCGGGAACCUGCUGGACUUGGAAGAGACAGCCAAGGCCCCGCUGUCCACGGUCAGCGCUAACACCCCUAACAUGGACGAGGCACCGCGGCCUCAAACCUUGAGCACCAGCAGUGUUGUCUGGGAGCUGGAUGACGGCCUGGAUGAAGCAUUUUCAAGGCUGGCCCAGUCUCGGACCAACCCUCAGGUCCUGGACAUUGGACUGACAGCCCAGGACAUCCAUUACGCCCAGUGCCUCUCACCUGUCGACUGGGAUAAGCCUGAUGGCGGUGGCACCGAGCAGGAUGACCUCUUCAGCUUCUGAGGGCCUGGGGCUAGCAGAACGUGACCGACCACUACAAGAAACGGACCAAAGCCACAGGCGGGAGCCAGCCCUGGGCCCGCAUCGCACCCUCUUCCGGCCUGCAGCACCUUCAGCCUUCACAUCAAAGCUGUAGCCAGUCAAGCAGGGGGAAGGAGAGCUUUCCUUUUCACCCCACCCUUCUCUGAGAACUGAAAGAUGCCUUGAAUAUUUAUUCAGUGACUCUCCUGGUUCAUGCUUGGGAGCCAGUUUUGCGUCAGCCACGUCUCCCUCUGUGUGACGUGUGCGGUGUGAUAACCAGCUUCCUGCUUGCUCUCUCUAUCAAACAAGCACCAUUCUGGCUGCGGGUGUCAGGACAUGACCAAAGCAUUUCUUGUACCUUCUUUCUAAGGACCCAGAUUUCCCUGGAGGCAUCUCUGUCCCUUACUGAAAGCAGUUGGAUUUCCGUCUUCUGAGCACAGACGGGCACUGGCACUCACAGCUGCAGGAGAGGACUGUGUCCUCAAGCUCACCUUCCCUGGGGCCCCAGCAGGCCUGGGCUUGAGCCCCUGGACCCAGGACCUCUCAGGGACAGAGGGGUGGGUCCUGACCAAAGACAACAUGUAGCUUGGCACUUUAAAGCACAAACAGCCCGCUGGGGCUGCCUUGAACAGAGCUUUCUUAGUGCCCUUCUUUCCGGAGAAGGGGCCCAAAGUCCCUGUGGGGGAUCCCCAUCAAUGCUUGGAACUAGUAUAACUGGCCACCCUGGGACUCCCGGAGUCUGAGUGGGACUGGGGAUCAUCACCGUGGCUGGCCUGUGUCAGGUCCCACACCCACCUCCUGUCAUACGGACAAGGCUUGCCUGCUCUUGUGUUUGUGGAUUUCUCUGGUUCCCGCCUCCCCAUACUUACUGUGUGAAACCUAAUACCUACAUUCACUUAAAACCAUUUUAUUGCCAUUAUACGGAUGAGGAAACUGAGGCCACAAGGGAGGAAGGGGUAGAGACAAGAGUGGAACUUAGAUCUGAUGCCAAAGCUGCUUUCUCCACCCCCAUCUCCCACAACUCACACCUACUUUUUUUUCCCCUAGCUUUGUUGUCCUCCCAGAAACCAAAAACCCCAGCUAUUUUCUGACCAAAAUGUGUUUCAUAACAAACCAUCUGGUGCCUUUCUACACAGAGCUGGCAUGAGUCUCCGUGCCCAGCUAGCUGUCUCGCUGUUGAUUUCCGGGAAAAUGCAAGUGUUUGAAGUCUGCUAAUUCAGAGGGUGAAACAAAAUCAAACUCCAUAAGCAUCACGCUGUUCUCUUUCCUGACCCUCAGACUCUGGGUCGGGACACACCAGCAGCAACCUGUCAUCAGAAUCUCUUCUUCCUCACCCUUCUACCCCCACGGGGCUCUCAGCAUCCUGAAACCCAGCAAAGCUAAAAGCAUCUUUUCCGGCCUGAGGUGCCUGCCAGUGGCCUGGCUUAGAGCAGAUUUCAUGAGCUUCAGGAAAAACACACAUCAUUUCUUAAAAGCCACUUACACUAAUCAAAACACAUUAGAGACUGAGUUCCCAGUGCGGGGGUGGGGUGAGAUUUGUGGGGUCUUUAUUGGAAUAUGAGGAUAACUUCCUUUCCCGGCCACAGCUCCUGCUCGCCUCCCCACCUCAGACCUCCUUGGUGUCAGCCUCUGUGUUUGUCAUAAGGCAGCAGGGUUGGGUGUGACACAGACUGUGCUUGGCAGGAGGGGCCAGGAAUCCUGAGGAAGACUGCUGUGUUGGUGUGAGUACGCUGUGGCCUUCGUCCCCCUGUCUUGUCAACAAGCUGUGGCUGUGCUCCCCGUGUCUGCCAAUAAGCCUUGGUUCUGCUGUACUUCGUGAUGCUAUAAAGGAAGUUCUAAUGAGGGAAAAAUAAACCUUCUCUUUCUGAAAUACAAGCAGCACUUAGAUGGAGUUGGCCUGGACACUGGCUGUGCACACUGGGUGGGGGCAGUCAGCCUCCGUUUCACAGCAGAUGGGUGUGUGUGUGAUGAGGUGACCUUUGGGUGAUUCAUCGGGGCAACUCCAGGAAUCCUAUGUGUCAGCACUGAAGAGGCCUUUGAAAACCUAGGUUGAGGAUACCUGGCCAGGGGCCUGCAAACCCCCUGAAAUGUAUAUAAGAUCCUGUGUGUACAUGCAUGUGUUUGUUUCCCAGGGAUAUUCACUCGAUAGACUUGUUCUCUGCCAGCCGUGAGCCAGGGCUGGGGCUCAGUGCUGGGACGGUGGUCCAGACAGGAUCCAGAUGAACCCAGGCUGUGGCUUGAGCGUGCCGGGGCUAGGACGGGGCAGGGUGGGAAGUAUGUUUUAGUGAUGUGGGUACCCCUGGGUCUAGCUCUGGCUCUGCCACUUGGGAGCUGUGGCAAUGGGUCAGUCACUUCUUCCCUUGAGCCUCAGUGCCCUCAUCUGUGGAAGAGGUACAGUAGCUCUUCCUCUUCCUGUGCCCCUGGCUUUUAUGAGACUCAGGUGACCAUUAUCAUAUGAUAACUCUUGGAAAAUGGAUAGUGGCAGUUCCACCGUGUUAGUAGUGUACUUAUUAGCUCAGGAGCAAAAGGCAGUUUGGACCAAGUACUGUUUAAAAAAGAUAAAAUUCAUAAUAGCUACUGUAACUGGGCUCUUACCCUAUGCCAGGCACUGUGCGAAGCUCCUAACUUAUUAAUGUCCUGUUGAGCCCAGAUGGUACUAUCUUCCUUCACUGCUGAGGGCAUCAAGGCUCAGAGAGGAAGGCAGUAUCAGGGGUGAUGCCUCGUGGACUUUGCAGAGCCCUGGCCCAGACUCAGAUCUGUCUGACCCUCAGCCCCACCAAGUCCUGGCCCCCCAGGAACCAAAUCUCUGGUCGUGCUGCCCGUGAGUCCUAUUUGCAUAGUGACCUUCACGGAAAGGCCGUUCUCUUCAGGCUUCUCUGUCUAGGGACACCCUAGACCUCUGCCCUCCCCUGCUCAGCUAUAGCUUAUAGGGUUUCUUCGGGCUUUUAUCUCUUUGUCCCUUUCAAGCAGUGGUAUUUAAAAGUGUGGAACCCAGAGGCGGAGCCCUGUGAUGGCAGCCGUUGGGCAGACUUGCUGUGAAUUCCGAUUGGAUCGAAGAUGACUAAGAAAUUCUCUCCUUCUUUUCUCAUAAUCUGAAAAGACACCCAACAAGUUCAUCUUUCGGUUUAAA
Messenger RNA from Loxodonta africana (African savanna elephant), 4123 nucleotides. RefSeq names its product low density lipoprotein receptor adaptor protein 1 (gene LDLRAP1). The transcript has 9 exons. Bases 46 to 975 code for a protein of 309 amino acids. The record is from RefSeq and is a predicted model, not a curated record. Lineage: Eukaryota; Metazoa; Chordata; Mammalia; Proboscidea; Elephantidae.